AUGGAAACUGCUGAAAAAGUAUAUAAAAAGUUCGACAAGGGAUUGGAAUCGGAUAAGAAGGAAUACAUUCAGAAGAGAGCGAAAGUUGACUCAUCGGAGAAGCUGAUGAAGGGAAAUUCGACGGAAAAUCUAACCUCGGACGAUAUGGAGAUGAUGGAGCAGUUCAAUUUGAGCAUGAUUUUCAAAAAAUGUGUUGGUGUGUUCAAUUUACAUAAAAUAUUACUCUUUUCAUUUGAAUGA
This is a messenger RNA of Caenorhabditis briggsae, 240 nucleotides long. NCBI's taxonomy places the organism in Eukaryota, Metazoa, Nematoda, Chromadorea, Rhabditida, Rhabditidae. The coding region runs from base 1 to 240 and encodes 79 amino acids. The transcript has 3 exons. The record is from RefSeq and is a predicted model, not a curated record.